CAGACAGGCUGAGGGGGACAUGGCACAAUAAAAGUCCUCAGCAGCAUGAACAGUGGGAUGUCAAUUUGUCUUCGGGGCUGUAGCACCUGCUCCUAAUUGGUGCAAAGCAUUCAGCAGCCUCCUCGUGCCCAACUGUCUCCUGUAUAAGCAGGAGGAGCAGGAGAGCUAAUUGCUUUUCAGCCAGCUGAUCUACGUGUUGAGCUAAUAGCCACAGACAGAGGGCCAGCGGAUCCCGCUAGCAGCUUGGGGUUAGUUUCUCCUGGUACCUGAGGCAGCUGGCAAGCACCUCCGAACAUGGAGGGGCCGGAUAGGAUGCCUCCUCUGUUAGUACGUUAAGGGAUUCUGUUUUAGCCAUCUCCAGUAAUUUUCUUUUUAUGUGUGUGGUGAAACGAAAGUGGAUAAUAAUGCUUCAUCAGAAACAAGAGCUUUAACUUGUGAAUGAAUCAAUCUUCAGACGAAAGUGAGCGAGCGAGCGCUGGUGGAUGGUAAAGAGAUGUACAGAAGCGAUCUUGGCACAGGGAUUUACUGCAUGGGUUCGCAUCGACUAAAGAUGAAACUUUAAAGAUCAGCCUUGAGUGAAAUUUGACAGAAGAUGUUCCCACAUUUUGCUCUCUGGAAGUGUUUACCCCAUUGGAUCCUCAUUGCUUCUCUCUUGGUAGUCUGCUGGAGCCAGUAUGAUGAUGAUUGCAAACUAGCUAGGGGAGGACCACCAGCUACCAUAGUUGCCAUUGAUGAAGAGAGUCGGAACGGUACAAUUCUGGUGGACAACAUGUUGAUUAAGGGGACUGCCGGAGGACCAGACCCCACCAUAGAACUCUCUUUAAAGGACAACGUGGACUACUGGGUGUUGCUGGACCCUGUUAAGCAGAUGCUUUUCCUGAACAGUACCGGAAGAGUUCUGGAUAGAGACCCACCAAUGAACAUACACUCCAUCGUAGUGCAAGUCCAGUGUGUCAACAAGAAGGUUGGCACAGUUAUUUAUCAUGAAGUACGCAUCGUGGUGCGGGACCGGAAUGACAACUCACCCACAUUCAAACACGAGAGCUACUAUGCCACCGUGAAUGAGCUCACUCCGGUUGGCACCACAAUAUUCACAGGGUUUUCAGGAGACAACGGAGCUACAGACAUAGAUGAUGGCCCUAACGGACAGAUAGAAUACGUCAUUCAGUACAACCCAGAAGAUCCGACAUCCAACGACACCUUUGAAAUUCCACUCAUGUUGACUGGCAAUGUGGUGCUGAGGAAAAGACUCAACUAUGAGGAUAAGACUCGCUACUACGUCAUCAUUCAAGCAAACGACCGUGCACAAAAUCUGAACGAGAGACGAACAACCACCACCACCCUCACAGUUGAUGUUCUAGAUGGAGAUGACCUGGGACCUAUGUUUCUGCCCUGCGUCCUUGUGCCAAACACCCGUGACUGCCGUCCACUCACCUACCAAGCUGCCAUUCCUGAGCUAAGGACUCCGGAAGAACUGAACCCUAUUUUGGUGACCCCACCCAUCCAAGCCAUUGAUCAGGACCGAAACAUCCAACCGCCAUCUGAUCGACCGGGCAUCCUCUACUCCAUCCUUGUCGGCACCCCUGAGGAUUACCCACGCUUCUUCCACAUGCACCCCAGGACUGCAGAACUCACUCUCCUGGAGCCAGUAAACAGAGACUUCCAUCAAAAAUUUGAUUUGGUUAUCAAGGCUGAGCAGGACAAUGGCCACCCGCUGCCUGCCUUUGCUAGUCUACACAUCGAAAUACUGGACGAAAACAAUCAGAGUCCAUACUUCACAAUGCCCAGCUAUCAAGGAUACAUCCUGGAAUCCGCCCCAGUGGGAGCCACCAUUUCUGAGAGCCUAAACUUAACCACUCCUCUGAGAAUUGUAGCGUUGGACAAAGACAUAGAAGACACAAAAGAUCCAGAGCUCCACCUUUUCCUGAAUGAUUACACCUCAGUCUUCACUGUGACACCCACCGGGAUCACCCGCUACCUCACCCUGCUUCAACCUGUGGACAGAGAGGAACAGCAAACCUAUACCUUUCUGAUAACAGCGUUUGAUGGCGUGCAGGAAAGUGAACCAGUUGUGGUCAAUAUCCGAGUGAUGGAUGCAAAUGAUAACACACCAACCUUCCCUGAAAUCUCCUAUGAUGUCUAUGUUUACACAGACAUGAGUCCUGGGGACAGUGUCAUUCAGCUGACGGCGGUAGACGCUGAUGAAGGCUCUAAUGGGGAGAUCUCCUACGAAAUACUGGUGGGGGGCAAGGGAGACUUCGUGAUCAACAGGACCACGGGUCUGGUGAGCAUUGCACCCGGAGUGGAGCUGAUCGUGGGACAGACGUAUGCGCUCACAGUGCAGGCCUCGGACAAUGCCCCACCUGCUGAGAGAAGGCACUCCAUCUGCACCGUGUACAUCGAGGUGCUACCUCCCAACAACCAGAGCCCUCCCCGCUUCCCACAGCUGAUGUACAGUUUGGAAGUCAGCGAAGCCAUGAGGAUUGGUGCUGUUUUAUUAAAUCUACAGGCAACUGAUCGAGAGGGAGACCCAAUUACGUAUGCCAUCGAGAACGGAGACCCUCAACGAGUUUUUAAUCUUUCGGAAACCACAGGGAUUCUCAGCCUAGGGAAGGCUCUAGACCGCGAGAGCACAGACCGUUACAUCCUCAUCGUCACAGCCUCAGAUGGCAGGCCCGAUGGAACCUCAACUGCCACUGUGAACAUAGUAGUCACAGACGUCAAUGACAACGCUCCUGUGUUCGAUCCCUAUCUGCCCAGGAACCUCUCUGUGGUGGAGGAAGAGGCCAAUGCCUUUGUGGGUCAAGUCCGGGCCACAGACCCGGAUGCUGGGAUAAACGGCCAAGUGCACUACAGCCUGGGGAACUUCAACAACCUCUUCCGCAUCACAUCCAAUGGGAGCAUUUACACAGCUGUGAAGCUGAACAGGGAAGCCAGGGACCACUACGAACUGGUCGUUGUGGCAACAGACGGAGCAGUACACCCUCGGCAUUCGACUCUGACACUGUACAUCAAGGUGUUGGACAUUGAUGAUAACAGUCCUGUUUUUACCAAUUCAACGUACAUGGUUGUUGUUGAAGAGAAUCUGCCAGCCGGGACCUCCUUUCUUCAAAUAGAGGCCAAGGACGUUGAUCUUGGAGCCAAUGUGUCAUAUCGGAUCAGAAGCCCAGAAGUGAAGCACCUUUUUGCACUGCAUCCAUUUACUGGGGAGUUGUCUCUUCUGAGGAGUUUGGAUUAUGAGGCCUUUCCGGACCAGGAGGCAAGCAUCACAUUCUUGGUGGAGGCCUUUGAUAUUUAUGGGACGAUGCCACCUGGUAUAGCAACAGUCACAGUAAUUGUGAAGGACAUGAAUGACUACCCUCCAGUGUUUAGCAAACGCAUCUACAAGGGGAUGGUGGCUCCAGAUGCGGUCAAGGGGACACCCAUCACCACCGUUUAUGCUGAAGACGCGGACCCACCUGGGAUGCCUGCAAGUCGGGUGAGGUAUCGAGUGGAUGAUGUGCAGUUUCCAUACCCAGCCAGUAUUUUUGAUGUAGAGGAAGAUUCUGGAAGAGUGAUAACCCGUGUCAAUCUUAAUGAAGAGCCUACAACGAUUUUUAAGCUGGUGGUUGUGGCUUUUGAUGAUGGUGAGCCUGUGAUGUCCAGUAGUGCCACCGUGAGAAUUCUUGUCUUACAUCCUGGAGAGAUCCCACGCUUCACCCAAGAGGAAUACAGGCCUCCUCCUGUGAGUGAGCUCGCUGCCCGAGGAACUGUAGUCGGUGUCAUUUCUGCAGCUGCUAUCAAUCAGAGCAUCGUGUACUCCAUUGUGGCCGGAAAUGAGGAAGAUAAGUUUGGAAUCAACAAUGUCACUGGGGUCAUCUAUGUGAAUUCCCCAUUGGAUUAUGAAACAAGGACCAGCUAUGUGCUCCGAGUGCAAGCAGAUUCUCUGGAAGUGGUUCUUGCCAAUCUCCGAGUCCCUUCAAAAAGCAAUACAGCUAAGGUGUACAUUGAGAUUCAGGAUGAAAACGAUCACCCCCCAGUGUUCCAGAAGAAAUUCUACAUUGGAGGUGUGUCUGAAGACGCAAGGAUGUUCACAUCUGUGCUCAGAGUGAAGGCCACUGACAGGGACACAGGAAAUUACAGCGCCAUGGCCUACAGACUCAUCAUACCGCCGAUUAAAGAAGGCAAAGAGGGGUUUGUGGUGGAAACAUACACAGGGCUCAUCAAGACAGCCAUGCUCUUCCACAAUAUGAGAAGAUCCUACUUCAAGUUUCAAGUGAUUGCGACUGACGACUACGGGAAGGGGUUGAGCGGGAAAGCGGACGUACUGGUCUCCGUGGUCAAUCAGCUGGAUAUGCAGGUCAUUGUCUCCAAUGUGCCCCCUACGUUAGUGGAAAAGAAGAUAGAAGACCUUACAGAGAUUUUGGAUCGCUAUGUUCAGGAGCAAAUUCCUGGUGCCAAGGUCGUGGUAGAGUCCAUAGGUGCCCGCCGCCACGGAGACGCCUUCUCCCUAGAAGACUAUAGCAAGUGUGACCUGACUGUCUAUGCCAUUGACCCUCAGACCAACAGAGCCAUCGACAGAAAUGAGCUUUUUAAGUUCCUGGACGGCAAACUGCUCGAUAUCAAUAAAGACUUCCAGCCUUAUUACGGGGAAGGAGGACGCAUCCUGGAGAUUCGGACUCCGGAAGCUGUGACGAGCAUCAAGAAGCGAGGAGAAAGCCUGGGGUACACAGAAGGGGCCUUGCUGGCCUUGGCCUUCAUCAUCAUCCUCUGCUGCAUCCCAGCCAUCUUGGUGGUCCUAGUGAGCUACCGACAACGCCAGGCUGAGUGCACGAAGACCGCAAGAAUUCAGUCUGCCAUGCCUGCAGCCAAGCCUGCUGCUCCUGUACCGGCUGCGCCACCGCCACCUCCGCCGCCACCACCACCAGGAGCACAUCUCUAUGAAGAGCUCGGAGAGAGCGCCAUGAAGGGAUAUGGGCAUGAAAAACAUCAACUGUUGAGACCUUCUCUUCUUAAACCGGAGGAGUUAUCCAUGGAAUCUGGGAUUGAUCCUGGCCAGGAAUAUGGACAAGAUUAUUACAGUUAUGAGCAUGGGUAUGAGAUGCCCCAAUAUGGCAGUCGCCGCCGACUGCUGCCACCUGCUGAACAGGAGGAGUACGGCGAAGUCAUUGGUGAAGCUGAAGAGGAGUAUGAAGAGGAAGAGUGGGCAAGAAAAAGAAUGAUCAAGUUGGUGGUCGAUCGGGAGUAUGAGAGCAGCUCCACCGGAGAAGACAGCGCUCCUGAGUCGCAGCGAAGCAGAACUCACAAGAGCAGUGGCCACAGCAACGGCAACGGCAACAUCUACAUUGCGCAGAAUGGUUCCGUGGUGAGAACGCGCCGUGCGUGCGUCGCUGAGAACUUGAAGGUGCCGUCCCCUGUGUUGCUUGGGAGGCGUCUGAAGAGAUUAGACAAGUUAGCAGGGACACAUGAGGAGAAUGUGCCCCUGAACACACUGUUCAAGGGGCCAUUUUCCACAGAGAAAGCAAAAAGAACCCCGACUCUGGUCACAUUUGCCCCGUGCCCUGUGGUAACUGAGCACUCGAAGCCAUCAGGGAUCAGGCUGAAAAACACAGCUGAGCAGGAAUCCAUGGUAGACAGUAGGCUCUCCCGAGAGUCGAUGGAAUUCCACGGUGACAACACGCCAUCAGAGGAGGAGGAGCUCUGGAUGGGUCCGUGGAACAGCCUCCACAUACCAAUGACAAAACUCUGACCAAUAAAAAAAACAACUUAGUUUUUACUUGUUUUUAAUGAACUCUGCUUUUUACUGUCACAAAAAUCAACAUAUGGGAUUUAUCACAUGCGCAAAACCUAACACUUUGAACGACCUGCUUUACAAUAAAAAUGAAAGAAAGAUAUCAUUUGUAUCAAUUAAUUGUUAGCCCCAGAAAAGCCUUUAUGGACAGACUGAAUUCACUAAAUAACAUCACUUCAAAGUCUAGUUGUUUGGUUGGAUCUUGAGUUAGUUUUCAUUGUAAAAAAAAAAAAAAAAAAAAAAAAAAAAAAAAAAAAAAAAACAAGGAAUAACUUAGUAGAACUCAUUUAUAUAUAUAUUUUUUGUUUAACAUAGAUUUACUCCAUUCCUAGAUUGACAGCACAUUUUUCCACACAUGUAAUUUUAUUUUCUAUGGGGUAAUGGAUUUUUAUAGGUGUGAGGUUUAUACAGCUUACUUUCUGUGCUGCACUGACUUUAUAAAGAAAAUAGGCUUACAAAGCAGCGGGUACAGGUGGGAAUCACUUGUAAGUUAUUUUUAAUCCUGAAGUUACUCUACAUAGUAUCCACAAUGUAGUUUUAAAGAUUUUUGAAGGGAUACUUUUGGCCAUAGGAAGAACAUUUGAGAUCAACACUUUUGUAAAAAAUAGAAAAAGAAAAAAAACAAAACAAACCCAUAAUUUACAAUUUUACCAGGUGCACACCCUAUAUGUGUCUGCACACAUCCUAUCCAUUCCACGUGUAGCAAAUAAUUUAACAACAUUUGCAAUUCAGUACCUAUUUGGAGCAACAGAUAAACCUCACUCUCAACAAAAGCUUAGUGAGGAGAGAGGAUCAAGUAGCUAAGAAUGUUUCUCAAACCCAUGCUCAGUGGCGAGGCAGAGAAGUGAAGUCUCGCCUAAUAUGACUAGACAGGAAUACCUUCUAAAAUCAGUAUACAAGGAUGUCAGGGUUACAGACUUAAUGUGUUAACCGCCUAUCUAUACAAUGUGACUAGACAGGAAUACCUUCUAAAAUCAGUAUACAAGGAUGUGUCAGGGUUACAGACUUAAUGUGUUAACCACCUAUCUAUACAAUGUGACUAGACAAGAAUACCUUCUAAAAUCAGUAUACAAGGAUGUGUCAGGGUUACAGACUUAAUGUGUUAACCGCCUAUCUAUACAAGCUGCUCCUCCACAGCUUCCUUGCACUGGAGCACCUACCUUCUCCUAGCCCUCCUUUCUUAUAGGGGAUUUUAGUGCACAUAUUUAUGUGCUACAGUCCAGAGCCAGAAAACGAUUGUCUGCAAAUUUGUUUUAAUCAAAGAACACCGUCUUCAUUUUCCACCUCUGAACAAAAACAGUGUUUACCAUUAAUAGAAACUAAAGAAAAUAACCUUUAAAGAACGCCUUGUGUGUUGCCUAAUCUGCAGUAUUUGAAAGGACGACCAAUGUAGGCUAAGGGACUUCAGAAUUUUAUUGACUAUGUCUUAGUGUGAUAUAGAUAUAUUUCACUUCAAAUUUUACAUUGUAUUGAGCGAGUUCAUAUUUCAACUAAAUUCCUUCAGGCAUGUUUAUCAUGUGGUUGAAGAACUGACUAGCCCAUUAUUAUUUAUAGCCUUUACGUGGUUCAAAUUUUAAAAUGAUUUUUGCAAUGUUAUUUUCUCAUUUGCAAGCUUACGGAAUUAUAUUUACCAACUCACCAAUUUCUGUGACUAGUGUGUUUUCAUUUCAGAUAUGUGAACAUACUUGGAAUAAUAUCCUGAAAUCUCAUUUGAUUGGGAAUUAAUUCCUUUUUAUACCCUUAGAAAACCCAUCAGCAUUAACAGUAAUGUUAGAAGUAUAGAGUCAUGUCCAUACCCGCGGGCUUAUUAACAAGGAUGCACAUCUUCACAGUAUCUAAGAUGGCUCGUAUCCAUACUUAAGUUUAUGAAGCAGUGAACACCCUUAGGCACCAAAGCAAUUUUUUGUUACAUAAAAUAUUUUAUAUAGAUCUCAAAUUAAGCAUUCACACUUCCCUACUAGCUCAGUCAUUGAUCACUAAAUAUAAUUUAAUAUUUUUAUGACAUUUUGUGGUAAUGAUUGCUAGCUCCCUCGGUAUUCUUUGUACAUGCAGAUCUGUACUUUUUCUUUUCUUUUCUUUUCUUUAGCUUCUGAAUGUAAAAUUUAACUUAUAUGUUGCUGCUCCUAUCAUAGCUGGGGUGUUUUUUUUCCUUUCAGCCAAGAUUAUUAUGUUCUGGUAAUGAAAUUUGUAGUGUUUUGCUUUGAUGAUUGCUAUUGAAAAAAAAAUAAACUUGAGAUGGGGUUAAGCUAGGAGAACUUCAUAAAAGCUGUGUGGAUCUCAGAAUUUUUCUGUGGCCACUGUUAAGAGAUGAGCAGAGUUCAGAAGAUUAGUGUUUUGCCGAAGGUUAAUGUCAUAACACGACAGAAAACACGGUGUUUUCAAGCUAAUACACAGUAAGACAAUACGCAGCGAUUAAAGUCCCAGAGGCCAUUCAUAUUUCUGCACUUAGGAGAUGAUCAUUUUGAUAUAAAUGAUCACGAAGCUAAUCUAUUUCUGGGGUGAGAUAAAGAUAAACAGCCUUGAUGUGGAACAACAAGAUCAAAUAUUUGGUUUGUAUAUUUGGAGGAAAGAGAAAGAACUAAGACUCUAGCUGAGUAAAUCUGGAUUAGCUGAAUCACUAGCCUCAAACAGGACUUUGAAUACCCUAUGAUAUAAGACUCAUGAUGACAACUGCAGAACACAGGGGAAAUGUGUAGGCAUGGUUAAUCUUAAAGAAGAAUUAACAUAGAUAGUAAUUA
Molecule: messenger RNA, 8508 nt
Organism: Apodemus sylvaticus (European woodmouse)
Lineage: Eukaryota; Metazoa; Chordata; Mammalia; Rodentia; Muridae
Gene: Pcdh15
Product: protocadherin related 15
Exons: 37
Coding region: 593-5728 (1711 amino acids)
Biological process (GO): homophilic cell-cell adhesion; inner ear development; sensory perception of sound
Cellular component (GO): stereocilium; desmosome; plasma membrane
Molecular function (GO): calcium ion binding
Source: RefSeq, a predicted model, not a curated record